AUGUCAUCAUGGAGGAUGGGGCCUGACGAUGCAAGGCCGCAGACUCUGGCUGUAGAGGGUGCCCCGGGCACGCUGGACACCCCCGAGAGCCCUCAGAAAGGUCUCCACCAGGAGAGACUGGGAUUUCUGGGAGGAAGCAUGAUCUCUCUGGCAGAAACCUGCUACGCCACAGUCCUGAUAGCCCUAUUCAUUAUAGGGGCUAUUGGAAAUGGCUUUCUAGUGGUCGUGAAUAGUAAUAAGCUGAUCAGAGACAAGAGGCUGAUUGGCAUCGAGCUCCUCCUCCUGUGCCUUGGGAUGUCACGGCUCGGCCUGCAGAUUUUGUUAACGUUUCAGGGUCUCAUCAGUGUCUUCUUUGGCAAAAUUUACCUGCAGAAUGUCUAUGGACCCCUGUUCCUCUUUAUCUGGAUGUUUCUAAACUCCUCUAGCCUCUGGUUUGCCACCUGCCUUGGCAUUUUCUAUUGCCUUAAAAUCUCUGACUUCACACAUCCCUCCUUUUUGUGGCUGAAGUUCAGGGUCUUCAAACUAAUGCCCUGGAUGCUCCUGGGAAGCCUGCUGGCUUCUGUGGUCAUUGCUGUGCUCUGUGCCUGCAUGUUGGACUACUCUACGGUCUCCAACACAGACUGGCCCAAGAAUGUCUCUCAGGCUGGCGCUCAUUCUGAAAGCGUCAUCAUCAACGAUGUGCUCCUUGUCAACUUCGUAUUAGUGUUCCCCCUCGGUCUGUUCGUAAUGUGUACGGCGAUGUUAUUUGUCUCUCUUUACAGCCACACACACCGGAUGCAAACCCGGUCCCUGGACUUGGGGAAUCCAAACACCGAAGCCCACAUCAACGCCUUGAGGACUGUGAUCACUUUUUUUUGCUUCUUCAUCUCCUACUUUGCAGCCCUGAUGGUGAACCUGACGUUCACGGUGCCCUUCAAAAGCCACUGGUUCUUCUUCCUAAAAUCUGUGAUGGCAGCCUACCCCUCCGGCCAUUCGGUGAUCAUCAUCCUGGGCAAUUCCCAGUAUCGGCAAUCAUUCGGGAGGAUCCUGAACCUUCUUCCUUCUUUCCCCCUUCUCCACUCUACCUCUCUUUUCUCCUCUUCUCCCCCUAGUCCAAGCCAUUUAUUUACCACCAAAGGAGACAGAGGAGAGCCCAGGGGGAGAGGACACUUCUGA
Molecule: messenger RNA, 1155 nt
Organism: Gracilinanus agilis (Agile Gracile Mouse Opossum)
Lineage: Eukaryota; Metazoa; Chordata; Mammalia; Didelphimorphia; Didelphidae
Product: taste receptor type 2 member 1-like
Exons: 3
Coding region: 1-1155 (384 amino acids)
Biological process (GO): detection of chemical stimulus involved in sensory perception of bitter taste; sensory perception of taste; G protein-coupled receptor signaling pathway
Cellular component (GO): membrane
Molecular function (GO): G protein-coupled receptor activity; bitter taste receptor activity
Source: RefSeq, a predicted model, not a curated record